Molecule: messenger RNA, 1232 nt
Organism: Drosophila ananassae
Lineage: Eukaryota; Metazoa; Arthropoda; Insecta; Diptera; Drosophilidae
Product: mitochondrial ribosome-associated GTPase 2
Exons: 2
Coding region: 26-1156 (376 amino acids)
Cellular component (GO): mitochondrion
Molecular function (GO): GTP binding; GTPase activity; magnesium ion binding
Source: RefSeq, a predicted model, not a curated record
GUCUAUGUAUUCGAACAUUUGAAGAAUGUUGUUUACCGGCAGAUCCUUCUUAGGAAGAGUUUUGUUAGAUAUAUCACAAAAUGUGGGCCAAAAGGGGUUCAUAGUAAACUACUGCAAGGCAGCUACCGCCUUGCGGCCGACGAAGGCCAAGUCCACCAGAAAGGAGGCACAAUACUUCUCUGACGCCAAAAGGGUACGGGCGAUUGGCGGAAAAGGUGGAGACGGCUGUGUUUCUUUCUUGCAACUCUGGUGCAAUGAGCGAGCCGGCCCCGACGGCGGAGACGGUGGACACGGCGGUCAUGUGGUGUUCCAGGCAUCCAACGACGUCCGCAACUUCAACCACGUGGACAGCGUAUUGCGGGCAGAGGAAGGAGAACGGGGCAGCGCCAAGGAUUGCCACGGAAAGAACGCCAAACACUCGCUGAUAAAGGUGCCCAUUGGCACGGUCAUCAGGAACUCCCAGGGACAGAUCGUGGGUGACCUGGCGCACGCCAAUCUCAUGUUUGUAGCUGCCCGUGGCGGUGCUGGAGGAAAAGGAAACCGCUUCUUCACGACCGACAAGGAAACCAGCCCCAAGGUGUGUGAGUAUGGACCCACUGGCGAGGAUCUCUCCUACACGCUGGAGUUGCGGAGUAUGGCUGAUGUUGGCUUGAUUGGCUAUCCAAACGCUGGCAAGAGCACAUUGCUGAACGCCUUGACUCGCGCUAAGCCAAAAGUGGCACCUUAUGCCUUCACAACGCUACGCCCCCACCUCGGCACCGUUCUGUACGAUGAUCAUGUCCAGCUGACCAUAGCCGACCUGCCUGGACUGGUUCCAGACGCCCAUCUUAACAAAGGCCUAGGCAUACAGUUCCUGAAGCACGCCGAGCGCUGUACUCUGCUGCUAUUUGUCUUGGACGCCAGUGCUGCGAAGCCCUGGAAGCACUACGAGCAACUCAUGCACGAGUUGCGGCAGUUUGGAGGAAGCUUGGCCAGCCGCCCGCAGCUGGUGGUAGCCAACAAACUGGAUAAAGAUGAGGGCGAGGCCAACUUUGAAGAGCUGCAAAGAAGACUACAGAAUCCAGUACUUGGCAUCAGUGCCAAGAUGGGCAAGAACCUCGGUAACCUCCUAGACAGCAUACGCAGGUCGUACGACAGGCACAAAACCGACAUUUAGUUUGGAAUCCAAUGGAUGGUGUUUACAAUUGUUAUUUUUAUAUUAAACUUAAACCUUAUCAAGAACACACAAAUGA